AUGUUGUUGUCGGAUAGCGUAGGAUACUUAUCCCAAGGUGUUUGGACGACUGGACGCGUUGUAUGGCUGGUGUUGGUUGAGGUUGACCACAAGAAGUUCUGGCCUGAAGCGAGAGAAGCGGAAACUUCCGCGAGGCUACGAAACCGCCUCUAUGCAACCAUCAUCGCGGGACAACUAUUCUCCCCGGACGCCCUUGGUAUCGAUGGAUCUAUUACGAGUUCACCCACGACUGUUAUAAUUCUCGAAACACCCGUCAUUCUAACAUCGUUUUCUCACAAACUCGCUGUUUCCCCUGCCGCUAUGGAGCCGAAUCUGAUUGAGGGGCAAGGCUUGCGAAUUGCUGUCGAGGGAUGUGGUCAUGGAACUUUGGAUGCUAUUUAUGCAUCAGUGAGCAAGGCAUGCGAAGUUCGAGGCUGGGAUGGAGUUGAUCUCCUUAUUAUUGGCGGAGAUUUCCAGGCAGUUCGAAAUGCCUCUGACCUAACUAUUAUGUCCUGUCCUGUUAAGUACCGGGAGAUUGGUGAUUUUCACAAAUACUACAGCGGCGCCAGCGAAGCGCCCUGUCUUACAAUAUUCGUUGGUGGUAACCAUGAGGCGAGUAGCCAUCUUUGGGAACUCUACUAUGGCGGAUGGGUUGCACCGAACAUCUACUAUAUGGGAGCUGCGAACAUCGUACGGCUAGGUGGCGUUCGGAUCGCUGGAAUGUCUGGCAUUUGGAAGGGCAGAGAUUUCAACAGGCACCACCACGAACGGCUUCCUUACAACCAAGACGAUAUCAAGACGAUUUACCAUGUCCGGGAGAUCGAUACGAGGAAGCUUCUACUGCUGAAGUCCCAAAUCGACGUUGGGAUUAGUCAUGACUGGCCACGAGCAAUCGAGAGACACGGCAACGAAAGGUCAUUGUUUAAAUUGAAGCCAGACUUCGAGCAAGAAUCAAGGGAUGGAACGCUGGGCAACUUAGCUGCUGCAUUUGUCAUGGAUCGCCUCCGUCCUCCAUAUUGGUUUGCAGCUCAUAUGCAUUGCAAAUUCUCCGCGACGAAAAUUUACGAUAGAGUAGACAAAGCCGCAGAGCCUGCAAUGCCAAUAGAUGCCCCGGAGCGAGCCAUUGCUGAGGUGCAGAUUAUACCGGACCCCAGUGCCUUACCAAGCGCCCACAAUGAGGAUGAGAUCGACCUUGAUAUGGAUGGUGAUGAGGAUGCGCCACAAGAACUCACCCCAACAAAUGGGACCGCGUCUACUAAAAAUCAAGAUCAGAUGGAGCUGGAGAGCCGUGGGGUGCCUCCACCAGAAUCACUUUCGUCUGUCCCUGCAGACCUCCGAGCGCAACUUCCUGCAGCCUUCUCACGACCUACUCCCCCACAACCACGGAUACAAGCAGGACAACCCACGCCCGCCGAGGUGGAAAAUACGACUGUGAGAUUCCUUGCCUUAGAUAAAUGCUUGCCUGGGCGAAAAUUCCUCCAACUUAUGGAGGUUUAUCCUUAUCAUACAUCUACAACCCCACCAUCUCUUACUCGGUCGGCUUCGAGACAAAAGCACAAGUUUGAGUACGAUCCCGAGUGGCUGGCUAUAACGCGGGUGUUUGCUCCUGAUAUUUUACUGGGAGAUAAAACGGCCCCUCCUGUCCAAGAUCUCGGAGAGGCCCACUACCGUCUGCUAAUUGACAAGGAGCAAGAAUGGGUUAAUGAACAUAUUGUGAAGGAAGGGAAGUUGGAAAUUCCCGAGAAUUUUGUCAUCACCGCUCCUCCAUUCGAGAUUGGGAUGCCAGAAAUUGUGAGCGAGGGACCAAUGGAGUAUAACAACCCGCAGAUGCAACAGUUCUGCGAUUUACUUGGGAUUGAAAAUAAGUUCCAUGCGACCGAGGCGGAACGAGACGAGAGAAUAAGAAAUGGUCCAGCACCAGCGGAGGCAAGAUUCAAUGGUGGGUUUGAUCGAGGGGGUGGGAGAGGCCGUGGGCGUGGAGGAGGACGAGGCCGCGGACGAGGUGGACGUCGAGGCGGAGGUCGAGGAUGGUAG
Molecule: messenger RNA, 2013 nt
Organism: Venustampulla echinocandica
Lineage: Eukaryota; Fungi; Ascomycota; Leotiomycetes; Helotiales; Pleuroascaceae
Product: Metallo-dependent phosphatase
Exons: 4
Coding region: 1-2013 (670 amino acids)
Biological process (GO): mRNA splicing, via spliceosome
Cellular component (GO): nucleus
Molecular function (GO): RNA lariat debranching enzyme activity
Source: RefSeq, a predicted model, not a curated record